AUGAAUUGUAGAAAAGAUGAAUGUGUGACAGUAUUGCUGGGUGCUCAGUGGGGUGAUGAAGGGAAGGGAAAAAUCAUUGAUUAUCUGAUAUCUACAAAUAAGGUUGAUGUGAUAGCUCGUUGUCAAGGUGGAAACAAUGCAGGUCAUACUGUUGUAAUAAAGGGACGUAAAUAUUUUUUCCAUAUUUUGCCAUCGGGAAUAAUCGAUGAGAAUUGUUUUAGUAUUAUUGGAAAUGGUGUGGUGCUGAAUUUGGAUGCCUUUUUCGCCGAACUGGAUCACAAUGGCAUCACUCAUUUACCGGGCUGGGAAAAACGAAUUAUGAUUAGCGAAAAUUCUCAUUUAAUAUUUGGUGUUCAUAUGCAAGUUGAUGGGAAGCAAGAGGACUCAUUAAGUACAAACAAAAUUGGAACAACAAAUAGAGGAAUCGGGCCAACAUAUUCGAGCAAAUGUUUUCGAAAUGGAAUUCGUCUUGGCGAAUUGCUUAGUGACUUUGAUCGCUUUUCACGCCGUUACUUGUCUUUGGUAGAACAUUUUCGUCGACAGUUUCCAAAUAUAAUUGUCGACACUGAAGCAGAGCUAAAGAAAUUCAAGAACCAUGCAGAAGAACUGAAAAGGCUGAAUAUUGUUGGGGAUACAAUCGCGCUUCUUGCUGAAUUCCGUAAACAAAAAAAAAAUGUUCUUGUCGAAGGUGCGAAUGGAACUUUACUUGAUAUCGACUUUGGCACUUAUCCCUAUGUUACUUCAUCAAAUGCGACAGUAGGCGGUGCGAUAACUGGUCUUGGUAUACCACCAUUAGCAGUAAAGGAUGUAAUCGCAGUGGUUAAAGCGUACCAAACGCGAGUAGGAUCUGGUCCAUUCCCAACAGAAAGAGAGGAUGACGUCGGAUGUAAAUUGCAGACUCUUGGCCAUGAAAUUGGUGUCACAACAGGUCGCAAACGACGAUGCGGUUUCUUGGACCUUUUUCUCUUAAAAAGAGCCCAUAUUAUAAAUGGAUUUACUGCCUUAGCUUUGACGAAGCUAGAUAUUCUCGAUGCCUUUUCAGUUAUAGAUGUUGCGGUCGCUUAUAAGUUGGAAGGAAAAGAAAUUGUAUCACCUCCAUCAUGUGCAGAAGAUUGGAAGGAUAUUGAAGUAGUUUAUAAGUCACUGCCUGGAUGGGCAACACCAAUAUUUCAAAUUCGAAAAUUUGACGACUUACCGAAAAAUUGUCGUGAUUACGUUGAAUUUAUCGAACAAUUCAUUGGAGUACCUGUUAGAUGGAUUGGUGUUGGUGAGGAUCGCGAAGCUCUGAUAGUUAGAAAUUGA
Dracunculus medinensis (Guinea worm) is the source of this 1302-nucleotide messenger RNA. The record is from the annotation of a GenBank genome assembly. Lineage: Eukaryota; Metazoa; Nematoda; Chromadorea; Rhabditida; Dracunculidae.